UUCUUAUUCAUUCAUCCUAAUUAAGACGGCGAUCCCAGGCUUUGUGUUUUUCUUUCAUUUUCUCUCGAAUUCGCGCUGUUGUUUUAAAAGUCCCUCGGGGAGGUUCCAGCCCUAAGCCAAGCCGAAGGAAGAAGAACCGAGCCACAGUACUACAGCUGCGAAGCUCGGGAGGAACGCCAUGGAAGAAGAGUCUCCGGCGCCACCGCCUUCUACUGUGCCGAGAAAGAGGGGCAGACCUAGGAAAGAGAGGCCCAAGGACGAGGGAGAAAGAGAUGAAACAGCCGCAGACAAGUUGAGAGACGCCAGAAAGCCCCAGCAGCAGCAACAUUCCGACAAGUAUAGCAACUGGAAAUCUCUCGUCCCCAUCCUCUACGACUGGCUUUCUAGCCACAACCUUCUCUGGCCAUCUCUCUCCUGCCGCUGGGGUCCACUACUCGAGCAAGGGAAGAUCAAGAAUCGUCAACGUCUCUACCUCUCUGAGCAGACUGAUGGCAGUGUGCCAAAUACUCUGGUCAUAGCAAAUUGUGAUGUUGUCAAGUCUAGGGUUGCAGCUGCAGAGCACAUAGUACAGUUCAGUGAAGAAACACGCUCGCCAUUUGUGAGGAAGUAUAAAACUAUCAUACAUCCUGGAGAGGUAAACAGAAUUAGGGAACUUCCACAGAACAAUAACAUAGUGGCAACCCAUUCUGAUUGCCCUGAAGUUCUAAUUUGGGAUGUUGAAGCUCAACCUAACCGUCAGGCUGUCCUAGGUGCAGCUGAUUCUCGUCCAGAUUUGGUGUUGACUGGACAUCAGGAAAAUGCAGAAUAUGCUCUUUCUAUGUGCCCUGCAGAGCCUUUAGUUCUCUCUGGAGGGAAGGACAAGUUUGUUCUCUUGUGGAGUAUCCAAGAUCAUAUAUCAACAUUGACCUCAGAUGCAGCCACUGUGCCUACAGGAUCUGUUGGAUCAAACAUUAAAAGUACUGAUAAUCCUUCUGUUGGGCCACGUGGGAUCUUCCAGGGGCAUGAGGACACAGUUGAAGAUGUGCAGUUCUGCCCAUCAAGUGCACAGGAGUUCUGUAGUGUUGGUGAUGAUUCUUGCCUAAUAUUGUGGGAUGCACGAGUUGGCUCUAACCCAGUAUUUAAGGUUGAAAAGGCUCACGAUGCUGAUCUUCACUGUGUUGAUUGGAAUCCUCACGAUGAAAACUUUAUUCUAACUGGAUCUGCAGAUCACUCUGUUUGCUUGUUUGAUCGUCGAAAUCUAACAUCUGGUGGAGUAGGUUCACCAAUCCACAAGUUUGAAGGCCACAAGGCUGCUGUUCUCUGUGUGCAGUGGUCACCGCAUAAGUCAUCUGUCUUUGGGAGUUCUGCAGAGGAUGGUUUCUUAAAUAUUUGGGACUAUGAGAAGGUUGGUGAAAAGAACGAAUCAAGUACUUCUCCAGGAUUGUUUUUCCAACACGCCGGGCAUAGGGACAAGGUGGUUGACUUCCACUGGAAUGCAGCUGAUCCAUGGACAGUUGCAAGUGUAUCUGAUAACUGUGAUACGUCUGGCGGAGGUGGAACCCUACAGAUAUGGCGCAUGAGCGACUUGAUUUAUAGGCCAAAAGAGGAGGUGCUGGCAGAACUAGAGAAGUUCAAAGAGCAUGUGAUUGAAUGUACUUCAAAGUCUUGAGAGUGUACCAUCUACCCCGAAUUCUAGGACUCUGGAGAAUGUACUUCAAAGUCUUGAGAUUGUACCAUCUACCCCGAAUUGUAGGACUGGAGAACUCAACUCGUGUUUCUAUGAACUAGCUCUAGCAUUUUCUUUUGCAUAUUUUGUUAGGACAAAUGGUUGAUAUGAUUAGAUUUUCAAAAUAGUUGAUUUGGUUGA
Diospyros lotus (date-plum) is the source of this 1846-nucleotide messenger RNA. RefSeq names its product WD-40 repeat-containing protein MSI4-like. The record is from RefSeq and is a predicted model, not a curated record. NCBI's taxonomy places the organism in Eukaryota, Viridiplantae, Streptophyta, Magnoliopsida, Ericales, Ebenaceae. Gene Ontology annotation, molecular function: histone binding. The transcript is spliced from 15 exons. Gene Ontology annotation, cellular component: nucleus. The coding region runs from base 179 to 1648 and encodes 489 amino acids. Gene Ontology annotation, biological process: regulation of gene expression.